Molecule: messenger RNA, 5759 nt
Organism: Amphibalanus amphitrite
Lineage: Eukaryota; Metazoa; Arthropoda; Thecostraca; Balanomorpha; Balanidae
Gene: rk
Product: leucine-rich repeat-containing G-protein coupled receptor 5-like
Exons: 17
Coding region: 474-4790 (1438 amino acids)
Biological process (GO): G protein-coupled receptor signaling pathway
Cellular component (GO): membrane
Molecular function (GO): protein binding; G protein-coupled receptor activity; protein-hormone receptor activity
Source: RefSeq, a predicted model, not a curated record
GCGGCGCGGCCGGUCGGCCGUGGGCCCGUGAAGGCUGCCGCCGCGCCGCCCCUGACCUCAGCGCUCCUGGUGGUGACCCGCCGAGCUAGGCGCGCGGCCGGCGCCGCCACUCUCGCUCCGCGCCAAGGUGCGGGAAGCAGUGUGCCGGCGAGACAGCCGCGAGCGAGCCGGCCAGCGCGCCGCUCCGAGACGGCAGGCGAGUGACGUGACGUGACGAGACGUGGGUGUCGGGAGUGAGUGAGUGACGGUGCCGGCAUCUGUGACGGCUGUGACGGUGGCCGUGACAUCUGUGACGCGCGCACGUGCGGCGGCGGCGUGACGGCGCCCGUGGGUAGCGCGUGCCGAGGAGUGGCCGGCGGUAUCGGACACGGACUCGCCUCUGAAUGUGAUGCGUCUCCGGGCGGCGGCGCGGCUCAGGUGACAGUGUCUGUGAGAUGUGUCCUGUGAGAGAGCGGUGAGACGCCCGCGGUGAGAUGGACCGCGGUGAGAUGGACCGCGGUGAGAUGUCCGCGCGGCCCGGCACCCGGCGGCUGCUGGCGGUGCUGCUGCUGACGGUGAUGGGCCCAGCGGCCGUGUCCGCCGGCUGCCCCUCCAUGUGCCGCUGUGGAUCGGACGCGGUCGUCUGCUCCGACCUGCGGCUGACUGCUAACAUCACCGAGCUAGAUCUGAGCAACAAUAACUUCCAGAGCAUCCCACCCGACUUGUACAAAACGUUCCCGUCUGUUGUUAAGCUUGAUCUCAGCCAUAACCGAAUAGGCAAAGUGCCGGCGAGCGCCUUCCAGCGGCUGCGUCUCAGAUCGCUGUCACUGGCGUGGAACCGGAUCGAAGCGUUAGCCCCCGAGGCCAUGUAUGGGCAAUUACGGCUCACCAAACUGGAUCUGCGAAACAAUCGUCUCAGCGAGGUGACGGAGCCCAGCUUCCGUCCACUGCGGAGGCUGGAAGAACUGUUCCUGGACAGGAACAUGUUUAGCAGCAUUCCAAGCAAGGCUCUGGCACCUCUCACAAGACUAAAAGCGCUGAGUCUCGAGGGCAACCAGUUGACAUCGCUGCCUGACAACGCGCUCAGCACGCUGGAAAACCUGCAGCUGCUGAAUCUGAAGAACAACUACCUACAGGAUAUCGAUGAUGAGGCGUUCGCAGGACUCAGCCAGCUCCGAGUGCUAGAGCUGGAGGGGAACCUUUUGACGGACAUUCCGAAGGCGAUCGGUCGCCUCACUGCCGUCCAGACUAUUCAGCUGUCGAGCAACCGUCUGACGUACGUCAAGGAAGGGGUGCUGCAGCGGGCUCCGUCGCUGGAGAAGCUGGAGCUGGGCGGUAACCCGAUCCUCACCGUCGACAGAGACGCCUUCGCCAACCUGCCGCGCCUCAAGGAACUCAAACUGUCUGGUGUGAAGGAGCUGAGUGUGUUCCCCAAUCUGAACGGGACCGGGCAGCUACUGGACCUGCGGAUCUACGGCAGCAAGCUGACGGCGGUGCCGGACGACCUGUGCUCCAUAGCGCCGCGACUGCGGAGAAUAUAUCUGCCAUCGAAUAGCCUCCGAGCUCUGCCGAAGCUGGACCAGUGUGUCGACCUCCGACUACUAGACGUCUCGUAUAACGCCAUCGAGUCAAUCUCCGGCCAGCUGUUUCGACAUCAGGAUCAGCUGCACGACCUGCUGCUGAGAGACAACAAGAUCGCAGAUCUUCCCGGCGACACCUUCGUCGGACUCACCGGCCUCCUCAUACUUGACCUGCGAGCCAACAAGAUCGCCAACAUCGCCGACGACGCGUUCGAGCCGCUGUCCCGUCUGCAGCGGCUCAACCUGAACGACAACCAGUUCCCGCGUCUGCCGCACCGCGGCCUCUCCAGCGUGAUGCACCUGCACUGCAGCAACAUGCUGGAGCUGCGCGAGUUCCCGGAGCCCGAGCAGCUGCCGCAGCUGCACUCUGUGGAGGUCAGCUACGCCUACCACUGCUGCCAGUUCCGCGGUCGGAAGACGCCCAGGAACGCGUCCCUGGACCAGCUGCAGGAAACGGUCAUCUUCGCCAGCGCCGACCAGCUCGGUCUGAUUGGCGGAGAGCUCUCCUGGAGCGAAGUCAGCCUCGACAACCUGACCCUGGAGGACUACAUUGACCCAGACGACCCGAGCCUGUUUGACCUCGGGUCACCCUCCGACGAGCCUCCGACGGAGAUCCGCUGCUCGCCUUCGCCCUCUCCGUUCAUGCCGUGUGAGGAUCUGUUUGACUGGUGGACCCUGCGCUGCGGCGUCUGGGUGGUGUUCCUGCUCGCUCUCCUCGGAAACGGCACCGUCGUCUUCGUACUGGUGUUCGCCAGAAGUAAAAUGGACGUGCCCCGGUUCCUCGUCUGCAACCUGGCCGCCGCCGACUUCUUCAUGGGAGUCUACCUCGGAUUCCUGGCCGUGGUGGACGCCUCCACUCUGGGCAAGUUCCGUCAGUACGCCAUCGCCUGGCAGAUGUCUGCCGGCUGCAAACUGGCCGGCUUCCUCGGCGUGCUCAGCUCCGAACUGUCUGUUUUCACGCUGGCCGUCAUCACCAUGGAACGCAACUAUGCCAUCACGCACGCCAUGCACCUCAACAAGCGGCUCUCUAUCAAGCACGCCAGCUACAUCAUGGCCUGCGGCUGGCUGUUCGCGCUGGUGAUGGCCACGCUGCCGCUCGUGGGAGUUUCCGACUACCGGCGCUUCGCCGUGUGCCUGCCCUUCCAGACGGCCGGCGCCGGAACCAGCUACGUCGUACUGCUCAUGUUCUUCAACGGGCUGGCCUUCACCAUCCUGAUGGGCUGCUACUGGAAGAUGUACUGCGCCAUCCGAGGCAGCCAGGCCUGGAACUCGAACGACUCCAGGAUCGCCAAAAGAAUGGCUUUGCUCGUCUUCACCGAUUUCCUCUGCUGGGCUCCGAUCGCGUUCUUCGCAGUGACGGCGGCUUUUGGCGUACGUCUUAUCGACCUUUCCGGAGCGAAGGUGUUCACUGUCUUCAUCCUGCCGUUCAACUCCUGCUGCAACCCGUUCUUGUACGCCAUCAUGACCAAGCAGUUCAAGAAGGACUGUGUCAUGAUAUGUAAGGCGAUCGAAGAGUCGCGCGUUACUCGCGGUAUCGGUCGCUGUCGCCACAGCAGUAACUUCAGCAACCGGCACACCCCGGCGAACACCAACAGCCUGGCGGACCGCGCCUCCAAGGAGAGCAAGGACAGCGCCCAGUGCAGCUGCAGCCAGCGCCUGCUGCACGAGCCGCUCAAACCGCCGACCCGCAGUCGCUGGGACACCUUCCGAACUCUCUGGUGUCCUGCACAGCCCAAGGACCCGCUGGACUCGAGCAACGACUACGCCUACCAGAUCGCCGAGAUCCAAAAGAACCAGGAGAAGAACAAACGUAACGCCAGCCUGUCGAGCGAUAACUUCAGCUCGUCACGUUCGGACUCACUUCGCGCCCAGAACGGCAUGCACCGUUUCGUACCGAACCGGCGCCGUAACUCAUGGACUGUAACGCGCAAGCCUUCUCAGGACUCGAAUCUCAGCAGCUCGCGAAACGACUCGUCGGCGACAGCAGGCUCCAACACGACGCAAUCUUGGAGACUAAGCCGCUCCAGCGUUUCUAGUGACAUGAGCAGCACAGCUCUGCAGCGAGGCCAGGGCAGUCUGCACAAGUCCAGUCUGGUGGACGGCGCAGAACGUACAGGAAGCUUCAGAGGCCAUCCUCUGCGGCCGACCGUGGUGCGGCAGAACUCAGGCAUUCCGCUGUCGCACCCGGCCGGUGCCUCCCACGGCCUCCACCACCCGCACGGUCUGCACCACGGGCUCCAUCACGGCCUGCACCACCAGCACCCGCUGCUGAAGCAGGCCUCCUCCGGCGGUAUCCUCAAGCCGAAGCCGAAGCUGACGCGGCAGAUUGCCUUCUCCGACGAGGCGGCUGCCGCAGCGGCGGCGGCGGUGGCGGCCGGCGGCGGCACCCAGGUGCCGGGCCGACAUCACGAGAGCAGCUGCCCGCUGCACUGCGCCGAGCCGCCGCCGCGCCGACACUCGCGCUUCCACAACAUCUACAGCAAGCUCACCGAGUCUAGUCAGGAGGAGUCGUCGGGAGUCGACGACGGUGUGGCUCUGGACGACAGCGAGAGCGGCGCCGUCGGCGGCGUCGCGGCCGCACCGCUGCCGGGCGCAGUCGGCGGCACUCCCGCCCAGGUCAAGGUCGAGGGGCGCAACGGCGGCCUGACGGUGGCGUUCGUGCCGCGGAAACUCAGUACAAUCUCCUCUCAGAGCUACAGUCUGCAGAGGGAGAGCCACACCAACCUGAACCAGGUCAGCCCGGAGGAGGCCGAUGCAGGAGCGGGCACCGUGGCGGCGGCGGUGGAGAGCGGCCUGUCCCAGUCCCAGCCGCUCCCGCCAGAGUCGUCCCUGGCAGCGCCUUCGACCGCCGCCAUCGAGAAGGCGCACAGUGCCGGCGACGUGCGGCAGCUGGCGGCGCGGCCGCGGCCAUUUUCCUCUGACACGUGCAUCUCCCGCGCGGCGCCGCGCCGAGGGACCCCAGCGGGCCCGCUCGCCCUGCCGGCGGAGGCUGAUCCACCCAGGCCUCCGUCGCCCAGCGGAAUCGAGACCUGUCUGGCCGGUGACGAGGGCUUCGACGACAUCGACGAUGUGGACGAGGACGAUGUGCUGGUGAUGGGCGGCGCGGCGGGCGCGGCCGGCGGCGAGCAGGCCGUGCCGCUGCUCUGGAACGCCGACCGGCCCGCGUCCCCGCCCACCCCGCGGGACAGUCCCAGCCCCAGUCCCAGUCCGGAACCCACGGUGGAUGUCUGAGGGACUCUCCCAGUGAACUGCGAACUGUUCGCGUAGACUAGCCAAAUGGACGUUCGUCAGCCGCGCAUGCGUCAAGCCCACAGCGCUAUUCCAAGGGCGGGGGUUGACGUCAGUGUCCGCGGCCGCUGGACAGUGUGGGACGGGACGAGAUGCUCUGUGUCCCACCCGGCUUCCGCCCGAACUCAAGCGCAAAGAGAAGCGCAUCAAAUUAAACCGUAAACGUUUAAAUGUUGACGCUAUUUUAAAUGAAAUAGUAAAGCAUAAUGUACCUCAUGAGAAAAUCUCGUCAACCUUUUAUGUUUAUGUACAUUGUAAUUUUGACAGUCGGUCCAACCGUUGGUCCGCCAGCCGGGACAGUCAGCAGUCGGUCCGCAAUCUCUCGAUGCUCGGGGACCGGUGAGUCGUUCUCUGACCGGCGGAGGCCGGUGCAGUAUGGCCGGCGGCAGGCGCUCAGGGGUGACGUUUGUGAGGGUGCGGCGGCGGCGGGGGUUCCCAGCGCUGGCUCUGCAGCCCCGGGCCGGCUCCGUUCCGGGGCCCGGGCCGGCACCGUUCCGGGGCCCGGGCCGGCACCGUUCCGCGGCACGGCCGGCCGCCCAGUUCCUCUGUGUCGGUAGACAGUAGCUGUGGCAAUCUGAGUCCAAGUGUGAUUGUUGUGUCUGCUGUGCCGCCGUGCGCUGAGGGUGCCAGUUUGUAUGCGUGGGUGCGCGACUGCAGUGUGCGUGCCUGACAUGGUGUAUAUGUAUUUGUGAUAAAUUAUUUCCAAUUUUUAUUUAAAGCCAUCCGUGUUGCAUGUGACCGGUGACCGUGACAGUAUUGGUUGCUGUCGGACGUUUUCUAUGUAAAAUAUAAUGACGUGUACAGCAGACGAAGCUGCCAUCCAUAACGUGAACUGCAUCCUCCUGUUCGCUGCAGAUAUACAUAUUAGUGUUGAACGAAGUUUACGUCAAAUAAAAUAACGACGAAAACAAA